This is a messenger RNA of Schistocerca piceifrons (Central American locust), 1821 nucleotides long. RefSeq lists its product as uncharacterized. The coding region runs from base 1 to 1821 and encodes 606 amino acids. The record is from RefSeq and is a predicted model, not a curated record. Lineage: Eukaryota; Metazoa; Arthropoda; Insecta; Orthoptera; Acrididae. The transcript has 3 exons.
AUGCAGUCUUCGCAAGCUUUGCUGUCCUCGCAUGUUGUGCUUUCCUCUCAAGUAGUGCUGUCCUCUCAAGUUGGGCUGUCCUCUCAAGUUGAGCUGUCCUCUCAAGUUGAGCUGCCCUCUCAAGUUGAGCUGUCCUCUCAAGUUGUGCUGUCCUCUCAGGUUGUGCUGUCCUCUCAAGUUGAGCUGUCCUCUCAAGUUGAGCUGUCCUCUCAAGUUGAGCCGUCCUCUCAAGUUGAGCUGUCCUCUCAAGUUGAGCUGUCCUCUCAAGUUGAGCUGACCUCUCAAGUUCAGCUGUCCUCUCUAGUUGAGCUGUCCUGUCAAGUUGAGCUGUCCUCUCAAGUUGAGCUGUCCUAUCAUGUUGAGCUGUCCUCUCUAGUUGAGCUGUCAUCUCUAGUUGAGCUGUCCUCUCAAGUUGAGCUGUCCUCUCAAGUUGAGCUGUCCUCUCAAGUUGAGUUGUCUUCUCUAGAUGAGCUGUCCUCUCUAGAUGAGCUGUCCUCUCAAGUUCAGUUGUCCUCUCAAGUUCAGCUGUCCUCUCAAGUUGAGCUGUCCUCUCAAGUUGAGCUGUCCUCUCAAGUUGAGCUGUCCUCGCAAGCUGUGCUGUCCUCGCAAGCUGUGCUGUCUUCGCAAGCUGUGCUGUCCUCGCAAGCCGUGCUGUCCUCGCAAGCCGUACUGUCCUCGCAAGCCGUGCUGUCCUCGCAUACCGUGCUGUCCUCGCGAGCCGUGCUGUCCUCGCAAGCCGUGCUGUCCUCGCAAGCCGUGCUGUCCUCGCAAGCCGUGCUGUCCUUGCAAGCCGUGCUGUCCUUGCAUGCCGUUGAGGUGUCCUCUCAGGUUGAGAUUUCCUCUCAAGUUGAGCUGUACACUCAAGUUGAGCUGCCCUCUCAAGUUGAGCUGCCCUCUCAAGUUGAGCUGCCCACUCAAGUUGAGCUGCCCUCUGAAGCUGAGCAGCCCUCUGAAGUUGAGCAGUCCUCUCAAGUUUUGCUGUCCUCUGAAGUUGAGCUGUCCUCUCAAGUUGAGCUGUCCUCUCAAGUUGAGCUGUCCUCUCAAGUUGAGCUGUCCUCGAAAGCCAUGCUGUCCUCAAAAGUUGUGCUGUCAUCGCAAGCUGUGCUGUCCUCGAAAGCUGUGCUGUCCUCCCAAGCUGUGCAUUCCUCGCAAGCUGUGCUCUCCUCGCAAGCUGUGCUGUCCUCGCAAGCCGUGCUCUCCUUGCAAGCUCUGCUGUCCUCGCAAGGUGUGCUGUCCUCACAAGCCGUGCUGUCCUUGCAAGCCGUGCUGUCCUCGGAAGCCGUUGAGAUUUCCUCUCAAGUUGAGCUGUACACUCAAGUUGAGCUGCCCUCUCAAGUUGAGCUGCCCUCUCAAGUUGAGCUGCCCUCUCAAGUUGAGCUGCCCUCUGAAGCUGAGGAGCCCUCUCAAGUUGAGCAGUCCUCUCAAGUUUUGCUGUCCUCUGAAUUUGAGCUGUCCUCUCAAGUUGAGCUGUCCUCUCAAGUUGAGCUGUCCUCUCAAGUUGAGCUGUCCUCGCAAGCUCUGAUGUCCUUGCAAGCUGUGCCAUCCUCGCAAGCUGUGCCGUCCUCGCAAGCUGAGCCAUCCUCGCAAGCUGUGCUGUCCUCGCAAGCUGUCCUGUCCUCGCAAGUUAUGCUGUCCUCGCAAGCUGUGCUGUCCUCGCAAGCUGUGCUGCCCUCGCAAGCCGUGCUGUCCUCGCAAGCUGUGCUGUCCUCGCAACCUGUGCUGUCCACGCAAGCUGUGCUGUCCCCGCAACCUGUGUUGUCCUCGCAAGCUGUGCUGUCCUCGCAAGCUGUGCUGUCCUCGCAAGCUGUGCCGUCUUUGUAA